ACAAACGACAAAACGACGAGAUUUUUUCGAGGAUAUUUUACAAUUUAUCCCAUAAUUUUCAUUUGUCUAAAGAACAAUUUAAUCUCCAAUACACUGUAGCGUUUAUAAAGACCAAAAGCUUUCCGAAAAUGCCAAGCAGUAGGUCUUACCGAAAAAGAAGCAAAAGCCGAAGCAAAUCCCGCAGUCCUGAACGAGAUCGCAAAAGAAAGAGGUCACGCGACAGGAAGAGAUCAAGAAGUCGGGACCGACGGUCGCGGAGCCGGGAUAAGAGGUCAAGAAGUCGAGACAGGAGUCGGCGCUCAAGAUCGAGAGACCGUCGUCGAUCUAGGAGUAAAGAGCGUAGGAGGUCGAGGAGCAGAGACCGAAGGAGGAGGCCUGAUAAAAGAGACCGAGAUAGGAGACUGAGUCCGAGCAGGGAUAGGAAAAGGAAGUCUAAGUCAUUAAGCCCGGUCCGUGGAAGUACCAAGACCAAAGGUGGGACUGAUGAGAAGGGCCCAACGCACAGAGAGGGUGCUUUAUCGACCAAGGACGAACCACUAGAUAAGGAAGCAGAACAAAAACGGCUUGAAGUUGAAAUGCAAAAGAGAAGGGAGCGCAUAGAAAAAUGGCGUCUGGAACGUAAGAAACAACAGGAGCCGUUUGCGCCACAAAUUGUCAUCAACCCUCCAAGCAAGAAAACGUGGAAUUUAGAAGAUGAUGAUGAUGAUGACGAUGAGGUUGUCGGGAAUAAGGAUGGUAAAGAUGAGGAGGAGGAAGUUGAUCCCUUGGAUGCAUUCAUGGCAUCUGUCCAGAAUGAAGUGGCAACACUGAAAAAUGAUGGCAAGACGACAGGCAAAGGCAACGACAACGAGGAUGAGAAAAUGGAUACCGGUACUGCAGCAGCCGAGGGACCCAGUAAGGUGACAAUGAUCACUGCUGUGGCCAAAAAGAAGUCAGAUCCCUCCAAGGUGAAGGGAGAGUUAAUGGAGAGUAAUGCGGAUGCUAUGGAGUAUUCUUCAGAGGAAGAAGAAGAAGAUCUGGAUAUGACUAUGUUGAAUAUAAACAAGAAGAAAAAGGAACUGAUUCUCGUCGAUCACAACAAAAUCUACUACGCACCUUUCAAGAAGAACUUCUAUGUGGAAGUGCCUGAGAUCAUGGCCAUGACACAAGAGGAGGCCACUGCCCUGAGAGAGGAGAUGGAGGGGAUCAAAGUACGUGGAAAGGGCUGUCCAAAGCCUAUACGAACCUGGGCUCAGUGUGGAGUAGCAAAGAAAAUCAUGGAUGCCUUAAAAAAAAACAUGUUUGAGAAGCCAACUCCCAUCCAAGCCCAGGCGAUUCCUGCUAUCAUGUCAGGGCGUGAUCUGAUCGGUAUUGCCAAGACAGGCAGCGGUAAAACCCUUGCUUUCCUACUGCCCAUGUUCAGACAUAUCUGUGACCAGCCAGAGAUGGAUCCAGAAGAUGGACCAAUUGCUGUGGUGAUGACCCCUACAAGAGAGUUGGCAAUGCAGAUCUUCAAAGAAUGUAAAAAGUUUGCGAAGCCCCUUGGUCUGAGGACGGUGUGCGUUUAUGGGGGAACGGGUAUAUCGGAACAGAUUGCUGAACUGAAGAGGGGUGCUGAGAUAAUCGUCUGUACGCCUGGACGGAUGAUUGACAUGUUGGCAGCUAAUAGCGGUCGUGUGACGAAUUUGCGGCGCUGUACGUACAUAGUCCUUGACGAAGCUGACCGGAUGUUUGACAUGGGCUUUGAACCUCAGGUGAUGCGUAUCAUUGACAACAUUCGGCCGGAUCGACAGACUGUGAUGUUCUCUGCGACAUUUCCUCGUCAGAUGGAAGGACUAGCGCGGAAGAUUUUGACAAAACCUAUCGAGGUGCAAGUCGGUGGCCGAAGUGUUGUGUGCCAUGAUGUCAAACAGCACGUGAUCUUACUGGAAGAGGAUGAAAAGUUCUUUAAACUGCUAGAGCUGCUUGGCCAAUAUCAGGAAGAUGGAAGUGUGCUGGUAUUUGUUGACAAGCAGGAACACGCAGACGACCUCAUGAAGAACUUGCACCAACAUUCAUAUCCUUGCUUGUCCCUCCAUGGUGGUAUUGACCAGUAUGAUCGGGACAGCACGAUUUUGGACUUCAAGAAAGGCGAUAUCAAAUUACUAAUUGCUACCUCAGUUGCUGCUCGUGGUCUUGAUGUGAAGGACCUGAUUUUGGUGGUGAACUAUGACUGCCCCAAUCACUACGAGGACUACGUGCAUCGAUGUGGGCGAACCGGUCGUGCCGGCAACAAAGGGAAUGCUUAUACGUUUAUUACCCCAGAUGAAGAAAGGCAUGUGGGUGACAUCAUUAAAUCCUUGGCAGCCUCCGGAGAAGAGGUCCCGGCAGAUUUGACCCAACUUUGGGAGGCGUACAAGGAAAGGGCGCAAUCAGAGGGUCGUAAGGUGAAGAGCAGUAGUGGUUUCAAGGGUAAGGGCUUCAAGUUUGAUGAGACGGAGGCCCAGCUUGCUGAUGAGAGGAAGAAGUUACAGAAAGCGGCUCUUGGGCUGCAUGACUCGGACUCAGAGGAUGGAGGCAUGGACAUUGAUGAACAAAUUGAAGAAAUGUUUGCCAGUAUCAAGCGAGUCACUGACGUAGCCAAGCCCAUGAUCAACCAGCAAGCCCAGCCCACUGCCACCAACCAACAGAAGCUAGAACUUGCCAAGCGUUUGGCAUUCAAAAUAAACAUGCAGAGGAACCUUGGGGCCGAGGCACAGGACAUCACACAACAGGCAGCUGCUGCUAUCAUGCAGAACAGGAUGAUGACACCAGUGCCACAAGUUUCAUCAAAGACAAUAGCAGAACAAAUGGCAGAGAAGAUCAACGCCAAGUUGGGUUACCGUCCACAGUCGGAGGAGGAGAAAGACCAGGCUGAAAGUCAGACAGAGACGUUCAAACGUUACGAGGAGGAGUUGGAGAUUAACAAUUUCCCACAGACUGCGAGGUGGAAGGUUACCUCCAAGGAGGCUUUGGCACAGAUUUGUGAGUAUUCAGAGGCGGGCAUCACUGUCCGUGGGACAUACUUUCCACCCGGCAAGGCUCCUAAAGAAGAGGAUGAAAGGAAGCUAUACCUGGCUAUUGAGGCAACCAGUGAACUGGCCAUCUCAACAGCAAAGAAGGAAAUCACACGACUUAUCAAGGAGGAACUUGUCAGACUGCAAAACUCAUAUCAGCCUAUCAACAAAGGCAGAUACAAAGUUUUAUAACAAUGGGGGACGAAUUGCAUCUAUUCCACAAUUCGCUGGAGGGAACUUAUCGAGGUGUUCAUGGCCAGUGUUGUGCUACUAGUGGCCAAAUCGGGUGUAUGUGAUGCCUGUCCAUUCAGUUUACGUCACUCCAUUCAGUGUGUCUGUCAACUGAAGAUAAUUCUUAUUCUGUGGAGAGUAGGUUGGGCCUGAGGGGCGCUCUACAUGUAGCAGUGUUUCAUUCUUGAUUAGUCUCUUCCAUAAUAACAGGGACAUUUACCUAUGAUAUACUUAGAUUUUUGUGAACAAUGUUGUGCUACAAGCACAUUUGGUCAGAGACUGAAUUAACUUUCUUGAUAUGGUUUUAUUUAAUCUGAAGACUGCUGAAAAGGGAUACAUGAUUGCCGGAGCUGUGUGACCGAUGUUUGUCAUGUCAUUAUUAUCAUGAUAUUGAAAUAAGCAAUCAGAGUAUUA
Messenger RNA from Lineus longissimus, 3659 nucleotides. RefSeq names its product probable ATP-dependent RNA helicase DDX46. The record is from RefSeq and is a predicted model, not a curated record. The transcript has 18 exons. Gene Ontology annotation, molecular function: RNA helicase activity; ATP binding; nucleic acid binding. Lineage: Eukaryota; Metazoa; Nemertea; Pilidiophora; Heteronemertea; Lineidae. The coding region runs from base 129 to 3206 and encodes 1025 amino acids.